Molecule: messenger RNA, 1625 nt
Organism: Manihot esculenta (cassava)
Lineage: Eukaryota; Viridiplantae; Streptophyta; Magnoliopsida; Malpighiales; Euphorbiaceae
Product: serine carboxypeptidase-like 17
Exons: 14
Coding region: 113-1501 (462 amino acids)
Biological process (GO): proteolysis; secondary metabolic process
Molecular function (GO): acyltransferase activity, transferring groups other than amino-acyl groups; serine-type carboxypeptidase activity
Source: RefSeq, a predicted model, not a curated record
UUCCAAGAAGCCAUACAAUACAAAUACAUGAAACAAAACGUUAUCUCCACUCAAUACCCACUUCAUAUUCUUAUCAGAAUAUUAGAAUUAGCUAAGUGCACGACCAGAAUCAAUGGAAAAUCUGUGCAUUCUUUUCAUUCUGUUGCUACAGAUUGGAUCAGGGAUUGCUGCUUCUCACUUCACUGUAAAGUAUAUUCCAGGGUUUCAGGGGCCACUUCCCUUUGAGCUGCAAACUGGAUAUAUUGGCGUGGAUGAAUCAGAAGAUGUACAGCUGUUCUACUACUUCAUUAAGUCACAGAGGAAUCCUAAAGAAGACCCUAUCUUGCUUUGGCUAACCGGUGGCCCUGGCUGCUCUGCGUUGUCUGCUCUUCUUUAUGAAAUUGGUCCAGUCACUUUUGAGGUGGUGGAAUACAAUGGGAGCUUACCGACACUGGUCCUGAACCCACAUUCAUGGACACAGGUGGCCAGCAUAAUAUUCAUGGAUUUGCCUGCUGGCACUGGAUUUUCCUAUGCAAAAACCGAACUAGCUUCCCAUUCAACUGACUUGAUUCAAGUUCGCCAAGCAGAUCAAUUUCUUAGAAAGUGGCUAGUGGAUCAUCCAGAAUUCCUGUCGAACCCAGUCUAUAUCGCAGGGGACUCCUACUCUGGGAUUACCAUUCCGGCUAUAACUCAACAGCUCUUACAUGGGAAUGAAGAGGGUAUGGACCCACCCAUAAAUGUGAAGGGAUAUAUUGUAGGGAACGGUGCCACAGAUCCAAGUUUUGAUGCCAACUCAAAGAUCCCAUUUGCCCAUGGAAUGGGUCUUAUUUCUGAUGAACUCUAUGAGGCAUUAAAGAGAAGUUGUGGAGAAGAAUAUGUGAAUAUAGACCCCAACAAUACUGAAUGCUUGAAGCAUAUGCAGGACUUCAACGAGGGUCUUUAUGGGAUUUUUCCUAAUCACAUCUUGGAACCCAUUUGUGGUUUUGCUUCCCCAAAACCCUUUCAGAUAUUUGGUACAGGAUUUCUCGGUGACAACUCUCAAGACAUACUCCAAAUCGAUCCAUUUGUUCCUACAAUUGGCUGUCGUAGUUAUGCGUAUCUGCUUUCUUCUAUUUGGACAGAUGAUAAGAAUGUUCGCAAAGCACUUCAUAUACGAGAGGGAACUGUAACGAAAUGGCAGCGAUGCAACUACGGAAUAUCUUAUACAGUCGACAUUCCAAGCAGUCUUAAGUAUCAUUUAUCCCUUAGCAAGAAAGGAUACCGCUCAUUAAUCUAUAGCGGCGAUCAUGAUAUGGUUGUGCCGUUCUUGGGAACUCAAGCAUGGAUUAGAUCUCUAAACUAUUCGAUUCUUGAUGAUUGGAGACCAUGGAUAGUUGAUUGGCAAAUUGCAGGGUACACAAGGACUUACUCUAAUCGGAUGACAUUUGCAACUGUUAAGGGUGCGGGGCACACAGCGCCAGAAUACAAGCCUGCAGAAUGUUUAGCAAUGUUCAAAAGGUGGAUAAAUCAGGUGCCUUUGUAAUAUGUGCAUCAGAAGCCCUAGUAAGGAAAUAACGGCCACCAAUUAAUAGUAAUACAAACCUUGGGAGGCAAUGUCAGAAUAGCAAGCCAUUUCUUAAAUAAUAUUCAAUCUCAACAUUUCUGCA